Molecule: messenger RNA, 3341 nt
Organism: Rhipicephalus sanguineus (brown dog tick)
Lineage: Eukaryota; Metazoa; Arthropoda; Arachnida; Ixodida; Ixodidae
Product: leucine-rich repeat-containing protein 47
Exons: 6
Coding region: 32-1642 (536 amino acids)
Biological process (GO): phenylalanyl-tRNA aminoacylation
Molecular function (GO): RNA binding; phenylalanine-tRNA ligase activity; protein binding
Source: RefSeq, a predicted model, not a curated record
UCUGCCGGCCGAUUCCACAACCCUUCGAAAAAUGGCUCCCGCGUGGCAAGAAGUGGACCACGCUCGAAUAGAAAAACGAUGCGAGCUCGUGUUAAGCGGUGCGGAAGUCUCGAAGAGAAUCGAGGAGGACUCUUUCGACGUCUCCGUGUACACUCUUUUCCACCUCAACUUCUUAGAGGUAAGCCACACGUGUCUACCGGAGAUUCCCGUUGGCAUCGCUCGCCUCGUCAACCUCACCCGGCUCGUGCUGAACGCGAACCAACUCUCCAAGUUGCCUCCGGACUUGGGCAAACUGCGCAAGCUCAAGUUCCUCGACGUCUCUAGCAACGUUCUGGAGGAGUUGCCUGUCGAGUUGUCCAACCUCGGAGAGCUGCAGAGCUUCAACGUGAGCAACAACCGCCUCACGACGUUCCCUGACGAGUUCUCAAAGCUGACGCGACUAAUCGUGUUCAACUUUUCGAGGAACAAGCUGGAGGAGUUCCCUUCGUUCCUCGCUGGCGAGACCCGGUUCGAGCAGCUCACCGAGCUCGUAGCCAACAGCAACAGCAUAGAAACGCUGCCUGGCAAGCUGUCAAACACGCUACCGUCGCUCAAGUUGCUCGAUCUCGCCGGCAACUCCGUGAAACAGGUUCCCGGAGAAAUUGGAGACAUAAGCAAGCUUAAGGAGCUCCUGCUCAAAGACAACCCGCUGAGCGACAAGCGCCUGAAGAAGCUAGUCGAGCAGUGUCACUACAAGCAAGUCCUGGAAUACGUCAAAAGCCACGGUCCCCGAGAGUCGAAAGGUUCGGCACAAGACAAGUCCGGUGCCUCCAAGAAAGGCAAGAAGAAAGGAGGCAGCGCGCCCGCCGACAUCCAAGAGGUGCAAAAUGCCUUUGAGGUGCUCCAGCUGAGUUCGCAGAGCCCCAUGGUGAUAGUCACCGAUGCCGUGCAGGAGGUGAGGCCGUACAUUGUUUGCUGCAUCAUCAGGAACGUCUAUCUCGACCGAGACAACCGGCUUCGAAAGUUCCUGACUCUGCAGAACAAAUUACACGACACGAUUUGUGUGAAGCGAUCCGAGGCUACAAUAGCUACUCACGACCUCGCAAAGAUAACCGGGAACGUCUACUAUGACGCCAUUGAGCCUGACAAGCUGAAGCUUACACCACUCGGAAGAAAACAGGAAGUGAGCGGGAAGGAGCUGUAUCGGCAGAUGACGGAAGAGGCGGAUGCUAUGCGCAAGGAGAAAAAGCGAAGCACCUACCCGGGAAUUUACAAGUACCUGUACCUCCUCAAGGACAAGGCCCUGUAUCCUUUCCUGAGAGACGAGUCCAAGCUGGUCGUUUCCUUUCCACCAAUGACCAACAGUGACGGAACGAGGAUCUCAGAAGAGACGCAUGACAUUUUUGCGGAAGUGACUGGGAACAACCUUCCGUUCUGUAAGAAGGUUAUGGACGCCUUGUUAGCCGAGAGUCUCCAGCUCGGUCUAGGCGAUGAGGAGGCGCUCUCCGAGGCUGGAAGCACUGGCGACGGUGGCGCCACCACGCACAGGCUUCAAGUGGAGAAGGUCAAAGUGGUGGACAAGGAUGGAAACCUGCGUGUUGUGUACCCUUCCAAGACUGACCUCGUCUGCCCAGGCGUCGUCGUGGAGCAGCGGUCCGAGUGAAGUCUGUCGCGCUUUUUUUGUGCGUGUAGGUGUUUUGUUGGGGGGCUUUACUGGCCGCCCGUUCCAGAAAAAGGACUGGUACAACGUUCCUGGCAUUCGGCGGGCAUCCAGCUGUUAGGAACAAAUUCAUACAAAAUGGAGGCUUAGAAAAUAAUGGGAGUCUUGAAGCGAUCAUUGUAGUGCUGAAACAAGGAACAGUUGUUGGAGCCAAUGUUUUGAUGAGGGAACUUUUCCAGCUACAUUUCUUGCUCUAACCACGUUAAAUAUUGCAAUCUUUAAAGGUAUGCUCAAGGAAAGUGUUAAGCCGAGUUAGAGCUACAGGUCAGUAGUGUAGAAGUCUAUCAUCGUUAACUACUUCUGUGUGGCAAUAGUACAUAUGCAACUUUGUUGCGACAGAAAUUACCACCUAAGAUCCCGCCGUUGCUCCUUAAUUUGAAUUGCCUGUGCCAAAACAUACAAUUUUACGUAAUCCUCACAUGAUUGCCCUUUCAGCUACCUUUUGCAAGUUGGCUAGUACCGACGUCAUGCGAUAAGUUACCAUGGGGCCACAAAUAUAGGUGGCGCCACUCAGAUUUUCCAAUUUUAUUAUCUCCUCUAUGAGUGGCAAGUUCAUUAUUGUGGAAGCCUAAUUUUUUUAAUCUAGUUCGACCUGAUGUCUUCUUUUAGUGUUCCUUUAACAAGUUGAUUGGCUCAUCAAGAUCCAGUGUGCAUGCAGGGAAGAGAUCAACACCCGAGAUUAAAAGCUUAAGGUUUGCCUUGUCCGUGGUGUGAGAUUUGGGAUGAUAUACCAUAGGGCGUUCCGUUGUUCACUGGUCGAUCUGGUGCUUUUCACCGGUCGUUUUGGAUCCACUCUCUGCACUAGAUUGUUCUCACUGACUCCACUGCCAAGGUGUGGGUUCGGGCGAAAAUAAGACAACAAGCAUAACGUUCCUUUCGCCUUCAUGUAAAAUCCGUAUGAAACAUUGUGGUCACUUUGGGACAACAGCAUUAGAUUUCAUAGCAAAGUGCAUGCUGGAAGCCGGGCACCAUCUUCAGUUUGCGUGAUGCGUGCACGAACAGCUUCCCGUAAGCCCCCCCUCCCCCUGCAGCGAAUUUUUGCUAUCCACUGGCAGUUCGGAUUGAUGCAAUAAGUGCUUACUUCAGCACUUCAGAAACCGCUCCAGAUUUACCAGUGAGAAACACUAUUAACAGAGUGCUAGGAUUGCUGUUGCCUUGAAUGCCAAUACAGUCAGUGCUAGUCACGUCAUAUCUUGUGAAAGUGCAAUCCUGAAAGUAACGAUUCGACGAAAUUGCCUGACAAAUGGGUGGUUUCUCACAUGUAUUUAAAUCAUUUGCCUGCCUGCCCCUUUCGAAUUCCUAUCAAAUUCCUGGGAGAAGAACUGUGAAUUCACACGAGGCUGCCUCUAUUGGCAUAGUCGCGUGGCUGCUAUGGACGACUCUUUGCACAUGCCAGGAAUGCUAGAUUUUAGUGGCAUUUUUCAAAGCGAAAGCACAAUUACCUUUUCUUGAAAGUCGAACAACUUGCAUUGCACUAGGCAGUUACCCUGCCGGUUUUGCUCUGAGGAACUUUGUUGGAGUGAGCUGCUGCCUUUUACUGAACCUCCGCAAGAAAGUGAACCUUAAUUUAUUGAAAGUUUUACAGUGCCAGAUGUCUUUGUGCUUGCUGUUGAAGGAAUAAAGAACCUUGCAUUGUACUGUU